UAUGAUAAACAAUGUAAGUUGGUAUAUUUUCUGCUUGAACGUUAUAAACACUUAAUAGUUUCGAAAAUAACAACUUGUGACAGUCAGAUACUCUCCAAAAUAAUGGAUAGAUAAACAGGUCAACCGAUCCCAAGUUCCCAUUCUCAUCACUGAUCGGAAGUGACUCUUAUGAACCAGACAAGAUGAAAGUUGGUAACUUUAGUAUUGAAGAGGCAAUCCCACGCUCUCUAACAGCAGAAGAAUGUAUCUCGAAAUAUAAAGACAAACAUCCAACAGAUGAGUUAUACUGCAAUGCCAUCUGGGACGACUUUUACUGUUGGCCACCAACCCCAGCUGGCCAGGUGGUUUCAAGAACGUGUUCUGAGAUUUUCGAAACCCUCCAUCUUCAAGUAGAUGCCGAAUCAAAUGGCGCCAAAGCCUACAGAGUAUGCGAAGAAGACGCUUCGUGGCUACGGGGAAAUUGGACUAAUUACACGGCGUGUAUCGUAUUAAUAAGAGAGGAUUCGAUAGCAGCGCCCCUGGCGGUAAGCUAUAUCCUCUUCAUCUGUUCAGUCUUGUCGCUUAUAGCUCUUAUCAUCACCCUCUUCAUCUUUUGUUAUUUCAAAUCCCUGCAUUGUCAGAGGCUAAAAGUUCAUCAGAAUUUGGUUGUUGCCUUAAUUAUUCACUCUAUCCUGCUCAUCCUAAUCUCAUCUCCAGUUGUUACAGGCGAUGAAGUGGCUCCACAUAUAUACAUCGGUUGGUUGUGUAAAACCAUUUUGUCCUUAAAGAUGUACGCUGCUAUGGCCAGCAUCAACUGGAUGUUUGUAGAAGGUUUGUUGCUGCACAGUCGAAUUACAGUGUCCACAUUUCAGCAAGAAGCCCCCUUCAAGAUCUACUACUUGAUUGGAUGGGGUUUGCCGUCAGUUUUCAUACUUACCUGGUGUCUCCUGAUGUCACGUGACCUAAAUUCUUCAUGCUGGAAAGGCUACGGAGACUCGAACUUUGUGUGGAUUCUCAAUGGCCCAAUGUUGAUUGCUCUUUCGGUCAACACAUUCUUUCUGGUGAAUAUAAUCAGGAUCCUGGUGACAAAACUCCGAGCUAGCGCUUCGGCAGAAACGGCCCAAGUGAGAAAGGCCAUUAAAGCUACAGCCCUAUUAUUCCCAUUACUGGGUGUAACCCAUCUUCUGUUUGCUAUCAACCCUGGCGAUGAAUUGGAGACAACCUAUAUGAUAACAAAUGCUGUUUUCCAAUCUUCUCAAGGUUUGUUCUUAGCCGUUCUGUAUUGCUUUACCAAUUCAGAGGUACAAGCAGCAUUACGAAAUGCCUAUCUACGUUCGCAAAUACAAAGCUCCACACGCCGAAGCUCCUCUAAUUCACGAACUGCGUCCAACGUAAACAGUGAAGCAAUUGCUGAAGCUUCGUGCAAUAAGAAGUUACUUUCAAAGAAGUGCAUUCUACCACUUCAUGAUUGUCAAGAAACUGAAAACUCUGUUACCAGUGAGGAUAACAGUAGAGAAAAAUCAGAUCACAAUCGCCCGUUCGUCGGCUAAAUUU
Limulus polyphemus (Atlantic horseshoe crab) is the source of this 1533-nucleotide messenger RNA. RefSeq names its product calcitonin receptor-like. Lineage: Eukaryota; Metazoa; Arthropoda; Merostomata; Xiphosura; Limulidae. The record is from RefSeq and is a predicted model, not a curated record. Gene Ontology annotation, molecular function: peptide hormone binding; G protein-coupled peptide receptor activity. Gene Ontology annotation, cellular component: plasma membrane. Bases 183 to 1529 code for a protein of 448 amino acids. The transcript is spliced from 11 exons. Gene Ontology annotation, biological process: cell surface receptor signaling pathway; adenylate cyclase-modulating G protein-coupled receptor signaling pathway.